UUUACCUGGUGAGGCCCUUCAGGAAGCUGCCCAGGCUUCGUACUUCGUUAAGGCUCCAUUGUGGUUUCAUACAGAUGGCUUUUGCUUCCCGCCUUUGGUCGUAGGCUGUUUCCUUGAGUUAUAUUUGGUUUUCCUUCCUCGGCAAAUGUAAAGAAAAGUCACAACCCUAAUGGGGAUAUAGGACCUCAGACAGUACUUGCAUACUAUAUGUAAAUCUUUGGGUUUCAUCCCUAGCUCCUUCUCAAACGAGAGAAAAAGAAAAACAGGAAGACCGACAAAGACAGAAAACCUUGAGAACCUGAUUUUUUUUCCUUCACCCUCUUCCUUUAUCUGGAUUUUUUUUUUUAAUGUGACUGAUCUUGGAGUAUCUCGAUAGAGGAAUUUUCUGACUUAUGCAUUCUUGCUGUAAUCUCUAGAAUGUGGAGAUGUUUCUACAACAAUUAUGUACAUGAUGCUCUUAGGACCUGGGACUCUGGAGCAAUAGAUCCCUAGUGACUUGAGAUGACCAGGGUAGUCUCUGACACCAAAUUUCUGCUGAUCGUGUCUGUCAUACCCUCUAUGUGAUAGAGGAAAUAAGGGACGUGUAAAAUUUAGAUUUUACAAGAGGAAAUAUUCUGAUGCUUUCUGUAAGUUAUUAUUUUUUGAUAAGUAACUAAGAACUGAUUCUUUGUUACAGAGAUUGAAUGACCAAAACAAAGAAGUGAAAUUAACCCUUGCUGUAAGCAUUCAUUUUCUUCUUGGUACCUGACUGCUGCUUUGUGGUGAAAUAACUUAAAAAAAGCUUGGAUCCUCACUGAUUUCGUGACAGGUCACAGUAAACAUAGGUGUACAGGAACCAUUUAUCAUGGAAGCCAGGGAACUUGGGAGUCCCACACCCAAUUAUCAUCUUCUCCCCAAGGCCAACCAGCACACUGUAAAAGAAGAUGUCAGCUCACCAUCUCAAGGGUCUCCAGAGACUAUGCAGCUGAAGAAGGAGAUCUCCUUGCUGAAUGGGGUCAGCCUGGUGGUGGGCAACAUGAUUGGCUCAGGGAUCUUCGUCUCACCCAAGGGUGUUCUAAAAUACACUGCUUCCUAUGGGUUGUCACUGAUUGUGUGGGCCAUUGGUGGGCUCUUCUCUGUUGUGGGUGCCCUUUGUUAUGCAGAACUGGGAACCACUAUCACCAAGUCAGGGGCCAGUUAUGCUUAUAUUCUAGAGGCCUUUGGGGGCUUCAUUGCCUUUAUCCGUCUGUGGGUCUCACUGCUAAUUGUUGAGCCCACCAGUCAGGCCAUCAUCGCCAUCACCUUCGCCAACUAUAUCAUCAAGCCCUCCUUCCCCACCUGUGAUCCUCCGUAUGUGGCCUGCCGUCUUCUUGCUGCUGCCUGCAUAUGUCUGCUGACAUUUGUGAACUGUGCCUAUGUCAAGUGGGGCACACGAGUACAAGACACAUUCACAUAUGCCAAGGUUGUGGCACUCAUUGCCAUCAUUGUCAUGGGCCUUGUUAAACUGUGCCAGGGACACACUGAGCACUUUGAGAAUGCCUUUGAGGGUUCCUCGUGGGAUGUGGGAAACCUCUCUCUUGCCCUCUACUCUGCCCUCUUCUCUUACUCAGGUUGGGACACCCUUAAUUUUGUAACAGAAGAGAUCAAAAACCCAGAAAGAAAUUUACCCUUGGCCAUUGGGAUUUCUAUGCCAAUUGUGACACUCAUCUACAUCCUGACAAACGUGGCCUAUUAUACAGUGCUGAAAAUUCAGGAUGUCCAUGACAGUGAUGCUGUGGCUGUGACAUUUGCUGACCAGACAUUUGGCAUGUUUAGCUGGACCAUCCCCAUUGCCGUUGCCCUGUCCUGCUUUGGGGGCCUAAAUGCAUCCAUCUUUGCUUCAUCAAGGUUGUUUUUCGUGGGCUCACGUGAGGGCCACCUCCCGAACCUUCUGUCCAUGAUCCAUAUUGAGCGCUUUACACCUGUGCCAGCUUUAUUGUUCAAUUGCACCAUGGCACUCAUCUACCUCGUCGUGAAAGACGUUUUCCUGCUCAUCAACUACUUCAGCUUCAGCUACUGGUUUUUUGUUGGCUUGUCUGUUGUUGGACAGCUCUACCUUCGCUGGAAAGAGCCUGACUGGCCUCGACCUCUCAAGCUGAGCCUCUUUUUUCCCAUCGUGUUUUGCAUAUGCUCCUUGUUUUUGGUGGCCGUACCCCUCUUCAGUGACACCAUCAAUUCCCUCAUUGGCAUUGGGAUUGCCCUCUCUGGGGUCCCUGUCUACUUCCUGGGUGUUUACCUGCCAGAGUCCCGGAGGCCACUCUUUGUUAGGAAUGUUCUGGCUACUGUCACCAAAGUAACCCAGAAGCUUUGCUUUUGCGUCUUGACUGAGCUGGAUGUAGCAGAAGAGAAAAAUGUUGAGAGGAAAACUGACUAGAAGCCAGAGAUGACAUUCCCUGAAGCCCAGAGACUGUGACCACAGCCACCAAAGACCAGUAACCUAAGCCUUCUGAAUUAAAUGAACCUCUUGGCCCACAUUCUGUAAGGGGGCUCAGGGCCAAUGCUCUCUCUUUGGUAAGCUACGGAAAGAUACUGAUCAGACUAGCCUGAAGAUAGGGAUUUCAGUGGGAGGGGAUGUUGUCUUAGGGGAUUGAUUUUGUUUCACUUCUUCUGGUGGAUAGGUACAGCCUUGUUGGUGCAUUGUAGUGGGCAAAGAGGGAAUGUUAGGUUGACAGCAAUGGCUUAUGGUUCACAGCUAUUUCUAGUUUAAGCCAGGAGUCUUCAUAGUGGGGCUCCUUCAUGGGAAGUUUUCCUCUGACCAAGUCCAGCUACUUGAUUUUAGAGGCCUGAAAUGCUGCCAUUUCUUUCUGUGGCCUACAAUUCUUCCUUAGGGAAAACAUUGUGUUCCCCUUUUUUUGUUGGGUAGCACAAACAGCAAGACUUUAUUUAACUGACAUGGGAUCAAUGUGUGCCCCCUUUCCUGAACUCCACAAGAGGAACAUCAAUCCCUGCCCUGGAACUUCAUGUUCAAGCAAAGAAUAAGCUUGAUGGGAGAAGACUGACUCUUCAGGGUCUGGGCAUGGGUCCUCUGUUGGGACUUCUCAUUUGUGGGUCACUGUGUACAGAGUGCCCACACAUCUCCUUGGGGAGGUGCUGCCUGUCUGAUUGACUUUGCUCAGAUCAUUUUAGCACUGUGGUCAAAAUCCUUAAACAAGGAGAUGAGCUUCCGGCUCAUAAAGAAAUUGGCUUGGCCACUUGAAUGCCUCUUUCCUAGCUGAAGCCAUGGUGCUGUGGAGCCCUUGAAACAUGGGCUGAAAGAAAACCUCACUAUUCCAGCUGAGUGGGAACAUCUCUACUACUACCUGGACAAGUUACUACUGUUACCAAAUUCCAACUCCUAUAUUUCACUAUUUAUUGAUAUUUAAUCCAGGACACCAAUUUUAGCAAACCAAUAGUGAUUAUUUGUCUAUAGGAUGCAAUAAUAAAUUGUUUGAAAAAAAAAAGUACCUUAGCUGGUGUGGUGGUAGACACCUGUAACCUGAGCACUUGGCAUGGUGAUGCAGGAAGAGUUUGAACUUGAGGCUAGCUUAGGCUACAUAGUAAGUUCCAGGCAGCCACUCUGGGCUAACAGGAUCCUGUCUUUUUUUUUAAAAAAAAAAAGUUCAACUUUCAGAGAUGUCAAUGUGGUAGGUCAAAUCUUGACCAUGUUUCACAUAAUCUGUUGGCCAUUACUAUUAUCAUUGUUACUAUUAUGAAGGUGAAGUUAAAGGAUUUUUAGGGCUGGACAUGGUGGUGAGCACCUGUGAUCCUAGCACUCAGUAAGCUGAGACAGGAGUUGCUGAAGUUCACAGCUAGCCUGGGCUACACAGUGAGCCUACAAAGUAAGACCCUGUAUCAAGAACAAAAACAAAGGACAUUUUAAAACAUGUACCUGUUACACUUUAAUAUAUAGAUAAGUCACAUGUUGCUAUCACCUGGCUCAGCUCCAGAUGAGCUGUCCUUGCAUAUUACAGAAGUCUGGUAAUACUGUUAUUUUGAAGGAUAAUCCUUUGUUUUAUUAAGACUUUUGGCCUUUGUUCUGGUUGAUAGAAAGUAAAUCUCUGGAUCUGUUAUAAAGUGUAAGAGGCCUGGAAUGUUUUGGAAUUCGGGUAAAUUACCUGAUUCAUCAGUUCUCAGUGAACUUGGAGAAACCUCAUGGAUUCAAGUCAUCAAAUAGUUUGUUCUCUUUAAGGGCCUGUUGUGAGGUUUGUUGUGUAGACUCAUACAAGCCCUUUCUGGUGCUGGAAGUGGUCGCUAACUUUCUGAAAACCACACUGGCAUCAGGCUUUGUUCGGAAUCAUUUUGGGUCAUGGACUAGCACACCUGUUUGCCUUCUCUUGUCCAAGAGCUGGUGAGAUUAAAAUCUGAAAGUAUAUGGUA
Molecule: messenger RNA, 4374 nt
Organism: Myodes glareolus (Bank vole)
Lineage: Eukaryota; Metazoa; Chordata; Mammalia; Rodentia; Cricetidae
Source: RefSeq, a predicted model, not a curated record